Molecule: messenger RNA, 423 nt
Organism: Pseudogymnoascus destructans
Lineage: Eukaryota; Fungi; Ascomycota; Leotiomycetes; Thelebolales; Thelebolaceae
Exons: 1
Coding region: 1-423 (140 amino acids)
Source: RefSeq, a predicted model, not a curated record
AUGGCUUCCAACUCGACAUCAGGGCCGACCGUACACUACAACGUGUACAUAAUUUAUUUCAAUCAAGCCACUGGUCCAUCUCAUGAAGGAAUUGCCCUUGUACCAUCACAAUUCCCAAACCAGACGGCUGGUCGGUUCUACCAUGUUAAAGGCACUGUGGGUAUGGGAAUGGAUUAUGAGUGUCGACCCGGAUACAACUUUGGUGCUAGUCGAUCGUACCAGAAGUCAUCUUAUCAGUUCCAAAUCCCAAAGUCUCGACUCGCAGACUUCGAACGAAUCGCCCAAAGCCGACCUCCUCCUCAUGAUCCCCGUGCGCUCACUGAGCGCAACCCGAACCCUCCAGUUAGAGACUGUGCGGAGUGGGUGGUCGAAGUUUUAAAUGAAACCAAAACCGCUCUUCAAGGCAGUAGCACGAACGCCUAA